CGCGAGUACGAACAUGCGUACUUGAGUAUUAGUGCACGGCUCUCAUCAAUGAAGUCUAACUUUUCCGAGCACUCUUGAACGCAGCAGAGGGAUAACGCGUCAGACCGGCUCGCAGCGCACGCUCGUCGGAGAUAGUCUAUUAAAGCAACACGAGCCACUACGUCACAGCGUCACGGACACUGUCCCACUCAAACGGAGACCCACAUAGACUGCGCGUGCGCCGGUGUCCCGGUAUAGGCUCGGAGUGAGGCCUCUGUCGGCUGCUCUCCGAGCUUCGUACGUUCAGCGGGCCUCUUCUCUCAUGUCUCCCCGGCUGUUGAGGCUGGUUUCCGGCUCGGACUCUGCGGUUCUCUGACUCCCUGUUCGCGGUGUAUUGGUUCUCGGAUGGCGGCGAUGCUCUGGCUGGGAGCGGCGGCGACGGUCUUCUGCCUGGUGCCCGGCUCCCUGGGAGGCGCAGGCCGGCUCUACACGGAGGAGGACCCGCUGGUGAUCCUGAGCAGCGACAGCCUGAAGUCCGCCGUCACUAACUCGUCCUCGGCCUGGCUCAUCCAGUUCUUCUCGUCCUGGUGUGGACACUGCAUCCAGUACUCCAGCACAUGGAAGGCUCUGGCCCAGGACGUGAAAGACUGGCAGGAUGCCAUCAGCGUGGGUGUGUUGGACUGCGCUCAGGAGGAAAACUUUGACGUCUGUAAGGACUACAGCAUCAAGUUCUACCCCACCUUCAAGUUCUUCUGGGCCCACAGUCCACCAUCGGAGCGAGGGACGACCUACAGAGGUGCAGACCGGUCGAUCCCGUCUGUCCGUCAGCUGAUGGUGAACGUCCUGCAGAACCACACUAAUCUGGACCGGCCCAAGCACUACCCUCCUUUAGAGCCCUACAGCGCUGCUCAACUGCUACCUCUGCUGGGUCAAAGGUCAGAUCACUACACGGCCAUCCUGGUGGAGGAACCGGACUCGUACGUGGGGCGAGAGGUGAUCCUGGACCUGCUGCAGUAUUUGGGUGUGCAGGUGAAGAGAGCUCUGAGCUCUGAUCGCCCCCUGGUGGACGCUCUGAAGCUCACUGCCUUCCCUGCCAUCUACCUGCUUCAUCCCAAUGGGACACAUGCACACCUGCACAGCGAGAAGCCGCUGCGUUUCUUCUUCUCCUCCUUGCUGAGGACGUUACCUGGAGUCCAGCGCCGUUUAAAGUCAAGCAGCACCAGCAGUUCCGGUGCGAGCCAGGUGGGGGCGCUGCCGGGCAAACAGAACACAGAACCAUGGAGGGACUUUGACAGGUCUAAGGUGUACACGGCCGACUUGGAGACAGCGCUCCACUACCUGCUGAGGGUCGAGCUGGCUACCCAUAAUACACUGGAAGGGGAGGAGCUAAAGAUCUUCAAGGACUUGGUGACUUUAGUGGCAAAGCUGUAUCCAGGUGGCGGCUCUGUGGUGAAGUUAAUGGAGACGCUUUCUGAUUGGCUGCUCAGCAUGCCGCUGCAGCGAAUCCCGUACCAGGCCGUCCUGGACCUGGUGGAUAACAAGAUGAGGAUCUCAGGUGUGUUCCUAGGGGCGGAGCUUCGUUGGGUGGGUUGCCAGGGGAGUAGGGCGGGGCUUCGAGGCUACCCGUGUUCCCUCUGGACCCUGUUCCAUGUUCUGACUGUUCAACAUGAUGCCAACCCCACCGCACUGGACAACACAGGUCUGGAGGCUGAGGCGGCGCCGGUGCUGCAGAUGAUGCGCCGCUACAUCCGAACCUUCUUUGGCUGCCGGGAGUGCGGCCGGCACUUCGAGCAGGCAGCAGCGGUCGGCAUGGACAACGUACAGAACAGAGAGCAGCAGAUCCUCUGGCUGUGGCAGCAACACAACCGGGUCAACAUGAGGCUGGCAGGCUCUCUGAGCGACGACCCCCUCUUCCCUAAAGCUCCAUGGCCAAGCCCCUCCCUCUGCGCUUCCUGCCACGAGGAGAAAAACGGCGUCCACGUCUGGAACCAGGACAACGUCCUCCGCUUUCUACGACAACACUACGCCGCCUCCAACCUGUCCCCCGAGUACUCCGUGACCCCCCCUCGACUUCCUGCUCCUCCAGUUCCCAAGGAGCACGAAGGAGGCGUGAGGGGCGACUCGGAGAAGAAGUCCUCCACCCAGACUCCUCGUCCAGGACGCCAGGCUGUGAAGGGGGAGGAGAGGAGGGAGGUGUGCGAUCCAGGAGGUGGAAGCUCCGCUCCUCCCGCCUCCACGUCUGACCCGGCCCGGGUGGAGCCAGGACCAGAGCUGGUUCUGGUUCAGGGCUUUUUCUCAUAGACUGAUCGGCGCCUGAUCAGAUGGCAGGAGUUUAGACCAAAUGUGAGCGGCACAAACAAAGUGAUGUUUGUCUGUGGAGGCGAAGCUGAACGCUUCCUCUCGCUGGGAACACGAGCGAUGAAGAACAAGCUCUGUGGCCGAGGACGAAGACCCACAACCGUGUAACUGACCCUGAGAAUUAUCUUAAAUAAACAUGUGACAGACUCUGGUCCUUCUGGGGUCGAGUGAAGCCACGACUGGACCAGAGCCGAGGAGUCCGUCCCGACGGAGCCGAGAUAAAAACCUCUAAACCCUGAACCGCAGUCAGCCCUGAACCAAGCCACAACCAGCCCUGGUUUUGGAUUUACUCACUCGUAUGUGGACACCCGUCUGGACUCUCAGGUCUGAAUGUAUUUAUUUUUACCUGUCACACUCCUCUGGACCCUCUGACCAGGUGUCUGAGACCUGGACAAGCUGCUGUGGGCUGGGUUCAUUUCCCAGAAUCCCACAGGAGGACCUAAGGGUAGACCCUUAACAGCCUGGACGUGACAGUAUCAAAGUGAGUUCACUUUGUGCCAAACCUUUAACCAGCUAACAGAAGACACACCUGUCCUCUCAGGCCCCGCCCACUCCGUGCGUGUGCUGUUGUAUGUCUGUGUUUGUGAUAGGAGGGAAACCCGUCCUGAUAAACUGAUGACUGAUUGUAGUUUUGAAGUUUCUUUUUGUGAAGUGAUUCAAAUAUGAACCAUGUUUAUCACUUUAAUUUAUUUCCUGUAAAGAAUUCGAACCCCAAAGGCCCAGAGUGAGUUUGUUUUCUACUAAACAACCAAAAUGACGAAGCACAUGUGAAAGCCGUGUUUACCGGUUGUAUAAAUGUUUGUCUUUAUGUUCCAGAUUAUUUUCUUCAAAUAAAAUCAAACUG
Pundamilia nyererei is the source of this 3181-nucleotide messenger RNA. It is a transcript of the gene qsox2, whose product is annotated as quiescin Q6 sulfhydryl oxidase 2. The transcript has 13 exons. Gene Ontology annotation, biological process: protein folding. NCBI's taxonomy places the organism in Eukaryota, Metazoa, Chordata, Actinopteri, Cichliformes, Cichlidae. Gene Ontology annotation, cellular component: Golgi membrane. The record is from RefSeq and is a predicted model, not a curated record. Bases 385 to 2280 code for a protein of 631 amino acids. Gene Ontology annotation, molecular function: protein disulfide isomerase activity; flavin-dependent sulfhydryl oxidase activity.